CGUUUAGUUGGGGUAAUAUACUUCGUGUCUGCGUAGAAAACUAGGACGUAUUAUAUGUGUAGAAAACCACGUGUAUUACUUGACGCAUUAUACUUAUCCAACCCUGCUGCAAAUAUACCUUAACCAAAAUUCUGUGUAUGUCAAGUCAAUAUCUCGUUAACUGUUUAAUACAAAAUUAUCAAGUGGUAUUGCAGAUAAGAAAUGGCUCGAUUAAGAGGAAAAUGUUACUGUAAGGAGAAGUUAACAUCGGCUAUCACAAAAUACACCGAGUUGGACCCAGCUCUACGAUUAGAAUUAAAGAAAAUCGUAGAAGCUCUGAGUGCUGCAGGAAAAGGUGUGCUUGCUGCGGAUGAAUCUGUAUCAACACUGGAGAAAAAGUUUCACGAGAUCAAUAUUGAAAAUAACGAACAGACUCGAAGGGAUUACAGACAGAUGUUGUUCUCCACAGAAAAGUUGGAACUUGCCCGAUACAUAAGUGGCGUAAUCCUGAACCACGAAACAAUCCAUCAAAUGACCUCGGAUGGCUCAGAAUUCUCUGAAUUCCUACGCCAAAGAAACAUCAUACCCGGAGUAAAAGUUGAUAAGGGCUUGACUUACAUGUUCGGUACCAAAGAUGAAUUAACCACCCAAGGUUUAGACGACUUACAGGAGAGAUGCAUUCAGUAUAAAAAAGAUGGUUGCCACUUUGCGAAAUGGAAAUGUGUAUAUCAUGUUAAUGACAGGUUACCAAGUCAAUUAGCAUUGAAAGCAAAUGCCCAUGUUUUAGCCAGGUACGCAAGCAUAUGCCAAAGUGCAAGGCUGGUUCCUAUCGUACAGUCUGAAAUUCUAAAUACUGGAGAUUAUGAUAUAAACAGAGCUGGGCGUGUGCACGAAGAAAUGCUGUCCAUCUUAUUUCGUUCACUAAUGGAAUACAGAGUAUAUUUAGAAGGCAUGAUUCUCAGACCAGCUAUGGUUAUGCCGGGAAAAGAUAAUCCUAAGUACUGCUUACCUAAAAUCAUUGCCGAGUACACAGUGAAAGCAUUGCAGAGAACGGUUCCUUGUGCGGUGCCUGCUAUCAUGUUCUUAGGAAGUGCACAAUCUGAUAAAGAAGUUACAUUAAAUUUGAAUGCAAUUAAUACAUUCGAGGGUAGAAAACCUUGGGUACUCAGUUUCUGCUUCGGACGACCUUUACGGGAUGCUGCAUUCAGAGCUUGGUCAGGAAACUUUGAAAACACCAAAGAGGCUCAAUUAAUAUUCCUGAAAAAUGCAAUGGAGUACUCUCUGGCGUCACAGGGACGUCUAGAAACCAACGAGAAUGAAAACUGCAUCAGAAGCUUUGGAGACUCUGCAGGAUGAAAUAAACAACAUAACGUCUUAUCACCUAUGUCAAAAUGUAGCAAGCACUUAACUGAUAACACUUGAGAUUACACGGAAAUAUUUAAAAAACAUGUUUUCGCAAUGAUUUAAUAUCUUCUGCUGUGAUAAAACGAGGGAAAAAUUAAACAUUACCAUCUACAAAUUUGUGGCAAUAUAUCCAAACCUACUACAACUACAUGCACACAAGUGGCCACAAAAUUAAUGAACUCCUCUUCCAAUUUAUAUAUUAUAUAUAAUUCCAGUUUAUUGUAACAUUCAUAUAGUAUACAUAAUAUACCCAGGACAUGCGAUUGAGCUUUAAAAUAUUUGUCACUAAAGAUUUCCUGUUGCACACUUGCACUAGACGAUUAUAAAUAUGUCAGCAUAAUGCAAAAUAAAGAAUGCCGAUAA
Orussus abietinus is the source of this 1746-nucleotide messenger RNA. Its product is annotated as fructose-bisphosphate aldolase. Gene Ontology annotation, biological process: fructose 1,6-bisphosphate metabolic process; glycolytic process. Bases 202 to 1335 code for a protein of 377 amino acids. NCBI's taxonomy places the organism in Eukaryota, Metazoa, Arthropoda, Insecta, Hymenoptera, Orussidae. Gene Ontology annotation, molecular function: fructose-bisphosphate aldolase activity. Gene Ontology annotation, cellular component: cytosol. The record is from RefSeq and is a predicted model, not a curated record. The transcript is spliced from 7 exons.